Arabidopsis lyrata subsp. lyrata is the source of this 1817-nucleotide messenger RNA. RefSeq names its product terpenoid synthase 28. The record is from RefSeq and is a predicted model, not a curated record. Gene Ontology annotation, biological process: diterpenoid biosynthetic process. Gene Ontology annotation, molecular function: magnesium ion binding; terpene synthase activity. Lineage: Eukaryota; Viridiplantae; Streptophyta; Magnoliopsida; Brassicales; Brassicaceae.
AUGGAAGCCAUAAGAGUUUUUGGACCAAAACUUGGAUCUAAACUCUCUAUUCGUUCUCAGACCAGUGCAUUUCCGCCAUGCAAACUCUCUCCCUUUCCGCUGACUCAAAUUUCCAGCAAGCCUCUCCAUCUUAUUCCUUUGAGGGCCACUACUAUUCCUCUGGCUUGUGAUGAUAAAGAAAAUAAUCGCAAAUUCGAAAAGUUGGGUCCUUCUGAAUGGGGUCAUCAAUUCCUCUCUGCUCAUGUUGAUCUCUCAGAAAUGGAGGCGCUCGGGAGAGAGAUAGAGGCACUAAAGCCGAAAGUGAGGGACAUGUUCAAGUCUUUCAAAGGAAUGAAGUCGAACAAGAAGAAUUUUCUUUUAAUAUAUUUGCUUGUGAGUCUUGGUCUCGCACAUCAUUUCGAGGAUGAGAUCGAGAAGAGUAUCAAAGAUGAUUCCCAAGAGAUGGAGGAGAUGAUGGCGGGUGAAAAUGAUUUGUACACAGUUUCCAUCAUCUUCUGGGUUUUCAGGACAUAUGGUCACAACAUUUCUUCCGAUGUUUUUAACAGAUUCAAAGGGGACAACGGAAAAUUUAAGGAAUGUCUUGCCACCGAUGCUAAGGGUAUCCUGAGCUUGUAUGAAGCUGCUCACAUGGGGACGACGACCGAUUAUAUAUUGGAUGAAGCCUUGAGCUUCGCAUUGAGUUACUUGAAGUCGUUAGCAGCAAGUGGGAUAUGCAAACCUAAUCUCAGGCGUAUACGAAAUGCAUUGUGUCUACCGCAGCAUAAGAACGUGGAGAUAUUAGUCGCAAAGGAAUAUAUCCGGUUCUAUAAACAAGAAGAAGAUUGCGAUAAUACGCUACUCAAGUUUGCCAAGCUUAACCUCAAAUUCCUACAGCUACAUUACCUUCAAGAACUCAAAAUCCUUUCAAAAUGGUACAAGGAACAAGACUUUGAAUCUAAGUUGCCACCUUACUACAGAGACAGAAUCGCGGAACUGCACCUCGCUACGCUAGCAUACAUCAAUCCAAAAUACUCACGUGUGAGAAUUUUUCUGACUAAGAUUUACACGAUUCAAAUAAUUCUAGAUGAUACAUGUGACAGAUAUGCUUCUCUUCCAACCAUCGAAAGAUGGGAUCCCAAUGAUCAUGCCAUGGAUGGACUACCAGAUUAUUUAAAAUCUGUGGCUAAAUUUAUAUUUAAUACCUUCCAAGAGUUUGAAAGAGAAGUGGGGUCAGAAUCAGGAGGAUCUUACAGCUUGAAAGCUACAAUUGAAGACUGCAAGAGAAUGAUGAGAAGCAAUCUUCAACUGGCCAAAUGGGCAGUAACGGGUCACUUGCCUGGCUUUGAUGAGUACCUAGAUGUUGCUGGAGUCGAGAUAGCCAUAGAUUUUACCUUGGCAGGUAUUUUGUUGGGUAUGGACAAUAUCAACAAGAAAGAAGCUUAUGAGUGGUUGAUAUUUAGAGACAAACUCGUUAGAGCAAUGUCUACAAAAGCAAGACUGGUGAAUGAUUUGUUUGGCUAUAAGGAUGACAUGAGGAGAGGAUAUGUCACGAACUCGAUUAACUGUUAUAAGAAGCAAUAUGGAGUUACCGAAGAAGAAGCCUUUAGAAAGCUUCAUCAAAUAGUUGCGGAAGGUGAUAAGAUGAUGAAUGAGGAGUUUUUGAAGCCAAUCAAUGUGCCACAUCAGGUUCUAAAAGCAGUCCUCGACACGUUACGUGCGGUUAAUAUUUGCUACGACAAUGAAGAUGGAUUUACCCGUCUCGAUGGCAAUCUCAAGAACUACAUCACGUCUAUGUACGUUGAUAUUUGAGGACUUAAUUAAGUGUAUCAUUUACUUCU